AUGCUGAAAUCCCUGGUCUUCGGCUCCGGGCUCUCCGGGCUCUCCGGUUCGGCCUGGCGCUCGGCGCCGCGCUUGGCGGCGGUGGCGCAGCUGGAGCUGCGCUUCGACUCUCAGGACACCGCGCUGCUGGUCAUGCUUCAGGUCUCGCUCUCUGCCUGUGUGCUGUCAAUGGAGGAGCUUCAGUUCGUCAGCUGCGCCGAGGGCCCGGAGGCGAGCAGUUUCCAGCUGCUGUGGCUCACAGGUUUCGGGUACCUGGUCUUCUUCAUCUCGGCGGGCGAACUGCUGGUCAGCUCGCUCUACGUGUCGCCCUUCCAAGUCUCCUGGGCGGUCAGCAGAUCUCUUGGAGGCGGAGUGACAGGGCUGACUCCCGAUCCCUUGCGGCGCCUGGCGUGGGCGGAGCGGCUGGUGAACGGGGACUUCGGGCUUCAGCUGGUGGAUGGCGAUGGUUCCCGCUUGGCGGUGGGUUCUCUGAAUGCGAAGGAGCCGCAGCUGGAUCUGCUGCUCGCGCUGCCGGGCGACCUCCAGGCGCAGCUGCCCAGCGGCGCGCUGCUGGCGCUGGACGCACGCGCGCUGCGCUUGGGCCUGCGCCAGGGCAACGACCUACAUUUCGGCCCGCCGCUGGAUGGCGGGCUCUUUGCUCUCAGCGCCAAGAUCCAAGGCCUGCACACGGAGGCCAUCCUCGUCACCGACGCAGCUCUGCAGUUGGUGGCGGACUAUAGCUGUCAGCUUCCCCCAGCGGAGUACUAUGCACCGUGCAAGCAAUAUGAGGUGAAGCUUUCCCAAAUGAACCAACUGCUGGCGGUCGCUUGCAAACUUACUGUGGAUGUCUAG
Messenger RNA from Effrenium voratum, 831 nucleotides. NCBI's taxonomy places the organism in Eukaryota, Dinophyceae, Suessiales, Symbiodiniaceae. The record is from the annotation of a GenBank genome assembly.